Bipolaris oryzae ATCC 44560 is the source of this 3156-nucleotide messenger RNA. RefSeq lists its product as uncharacterized. NCBI's taxonomy places the organism in Eukaryota, Fungi, Ascomycota, Dothideomycetes, Pleosporales, Pleosporaceae. Gene Ontology annotation, molecular function: carbohydrate:proton symporter activity. Gene Ontology annotation, cellular component: plasma membrane. Bases 1 to 3156 code for a protein of 1051 amino acids. The transcript has 10 exons. The record is from RefSeq and is a predicted model, not a curated record. Gene Ontology annotation, biological process: transmembrane transport; carbohydrate transport.
AUGAAUAAGAUCAAGGAGAAGAUCAAGGGGUUGACAGGUAGUGGCCCGCUGGAGAAAUCGUCGCGGUGGGUGGGUGAGCAUCCUGGAUAUGAUAAUACGCCGUUGCCUCGCUUCACCCGGGCGGGAUUGGGGAUGGGUGUUUUGGUAUCAAUGGGAGGUUUCGUGUUUGGCUAUGACACUGGUCAAAUCUCUGGCUUCCUGGAGAUGGUCGACUUCCGACGUCGCUUCGGUCAGAGACGCCGCAAUGGCGACCUUUACUUCUCCAACGUGAGGUCGGGUCUCAUUGUCGCUUUGCUUUCCAUUGGCACACUGUUUGGAGCGCUCAUUGCGGCACCGAUUGCAGAUAAGAUUGGUAGGAAGAUGAGUAUCAUUGCCUGGUGUGGCAUCCUUUCUGUGGGUUUCAUAGUACAAAUGACUGCAACCGACAAAUGGUACCAGAUCAUGAUGGGCAGAUUUGUUGCUGGUUUGGGAGUCGGGGCUAUGAGUUUGCUCGUGCCCAUGUACCAGGCGGAAACGGCGCCGCGCCAUAUUCGUGGCGCUCUCAUCUCAACGUACCAGCUCAUGAUUACCUUUGGUAUUUUCCUCGCUGCCGUCUUCAACUAUGCAGCUGAAAAGCACCAAUCUGGUAAAAAGGCUUCGUGGCUGAUCACAUUGGGACUUUCAUUCGUGCCCGCUGCUAUUCUCGCCGUCGGUAUUUUGUGGUUUGAUGAAACGCCCCGUUUCAAUUUCCGCCAUGGUAGAGUGGACAAAGCUACCAAGACGAUGGUCGAUGUAUAUGGUGUACCCGAAAACAAUUACGCCAUCCAAAUGGAACUGCAGGAAAUGCGGGAGAAGUUGGAAGCUGAGAGCAAAAUCACUAAUAAUCCUAUUCAAGAAUGGAUCGGCAUGUGGUCAGCGCCGAAGAUGGCAUAUCGUAUUGCGAUCGGUAUGGGAUUACAGAUGUUCCAGCAACUGACAGGAGCCAACUACUUCUUCUACUAUGGCACCACUGUUUUCGCAGGUACUGGUAUCAAGAAUUCGUUCGUAACACAGAUGAUCCUUAAUGGCAUAAACUUCGGGGUCACUUUCUACGGCCUGUAUAUCGUUGAACACUAUGGUCGCCGCAGGUCAUUGAUUGCUGGUUCGUGCUGGAUGUUCAUCUGUUUUUUGAUCUUUGCGUCUGUUGGCCACUUUUCGCUGGAUCGACAGAACCCAGAGAAUACCGAGAGCGCGGCAACGGCUAUGAUUUGCUUUGCCUGUUUCUUCAUUUUUGGAUUUGCGACGACUUGGGGCCCGAUGAUCUGGACAAUCUGUGGUGAGCUGUACCCCAGCCGUUACCGCGCAAAAGCCAUGGCCUUGUCAACAGCAUCAAAUUGGUUCUGGAAUUUCCUAUUGGCCUUCUUCACUCCGUUCAUUACUGGCGCUAUCGACUUCCGCUAUGGCUACGUCUUUGCUGGAACUAAUAUACUUGGCGGCCUCAUCGUCUACUUUUUCGUUAUCGAGGGCCAAGGCCGCACUCUGGAGGAGAUCGAUACGAUGUACUUGAUGGGAGUCAAGCCUUGGGAAAGCUCAAAGUGGGUAGUACCUAGUCUAGAAGAGAUGAACAGUAAGACAAGGCAGCAGCUUGAGGCGUUGAAUCCAGAGUUGGCGUUGAAGAAGGAGGUUGCGAGCGGCGAGGGUGGCGUCCAGAAUGGCGCCAAUGCAGGAGAGAUAGAGAGGAGUUCCCGGGACAGUGAUACCAAUGGGGAAGCGAACAGGGAAGCCCCAGCAAAGGAUAAAGAUAUGGAACCGGACUCGAUGCGGCCUGAUGAGGGUGUUGAUGGCCAAGUUCUUCAGAAUCGGACUGAGCAUCCAGAAUUUGGCAAGGAUGCGGAUUACGGCCACGAAACUUUUCCGGGCGAAACUUCGGGUGAUGGUACCACUCAGGCUGGUGUAAAGCGCAUCGAGGCUGUGAGUAAGGCGUGGACAAAGGCAUCACUAAUCGUCGCCUAUGUCUCCCUUCUCCUCAUCGCCAACGUUACCUCCCUCGAGAUUCAAGUCACGGGUGCCUUGGUACCAUUUGCGACAAGUGCUUUUUCCGCACAUUCUCUGGUUUCUACUGUCACCGUUGUGCAGGGUGUGGUCGCCUCUGUCAUCAAACCUCCAGCAGGAAAGAUCGCUGAUGUUUUCGGUCGCCUGGAAUCCUUUACUAUCAUCGUCACUCUGUACACUCUUGGCUAUAUCAUGCAGGCCGCCUCGAAUAGUGUUCAAACAUUUGCUGGCGCGCAAAUAUUCUGGUCGAUUGGCUUCAACGGAUUGCAGGUCUUGCAGCAGAUCUUCGUAGCCGACACCACGGACUUGUUGAACCGUGCACUCUUCUCAACCCUGUUCGACUUACCCUUUCUAUGGACGACAUGGGCUGGACCGGAGCAUUUGACAGUGGCAUUCUACAUGUCGGUCUUCCCGUACUUCUACUCUUAUCUCCAGAUCGUUCAGGGCCAGUCCCUUACUGCCGCCAGCUAUAUCACCCGAGUAUUCAGCUUCAGUUCGACAGUCUCGUCGGUCGUGGUCUCGCUCAUGAUCAAGUAUACUGGCCAUUACAAGUACUAUGUGACUUGUGGUUCUGCCAUCUACCUCUUAGGGAUGGGCCUCAUGCUAGCCUACCGCACGCAAGACGCGUCUACGGCUACGCUUGUAGGUACUCAGAUCGUCAUCGGUAUCGGCGGUGGUUUUCUCAACGUCCCGGUACAACUCGGUGUCCAAGCAUCGGCUUCGCAUCAACAAGUUGCAGCGGCAACAACCGUAUGGCUUACGCUCCUUGAAGUUGGUGGUGCUGUUGGAUCGGCUAUCUCGGGCGCUAUUUGGUCAACGUACAUUCCUGCAAAGCUUCAGCAGUACCUCCCUGAAGCAAAUGCAGCAGACUGGGCAACAAUCUACGGCAGUAUUACAAUAGCUGCAGAUUACGCCACCUAUCCACCUGGCUCACCUGUUCGCAUUGCGAUCAAUAGGGCAUACCAAGAGACGAUGCGUUACCUCCUGAUCGGUGCUCUUUGUUGUGCUGCGCCUAUUCUGCCAUUAACAUUCUUCCUCAAAAACUACAAGCUCGACCAAAUGGAUCAAAAGGUGGUAGGUAAUGUGGUUGGAAGUGCGGAAAAAAAGGAUAAGGGCAAGAGCUGGAAGUUCUGGCAGCGUGGAUAG